GGGUCGUCGGCCCCGACAUCGCAAGCGCCCACCGUCGUAUCACCGUAGGAUAUGCCCUAAUACCUGGUAUCUUUUUGCUGUGCGGGCGCUGACAACACCAGGGUUUUGUGACACUCCGGAAUCCGCCGCUAUGGAAACGACCAAGAAAAGCCGCUUUUUCAGCCUACCCCCCGAAAUUCGCAAUAUGAUUUACAAGACGGUAGUUGUCAAGGCGGGCAAUCUGCUCGUUAUGUCCCACGGACCCUCGAACGCCCUAACGCUGUUUCCAGUUGGCCAGAAGCGCGGUCCCUGGCUGGCGCUGCUUCGCACCAACCGAGCAAUUCACAAGGAGGCCAGCGGGAUCUUGUACGGGUGCAACACUUUUGCUCCGGACGGGCCCCUUGGACGCCCGCUACCUGUCUUGUCACGUUUCCUCGACUGCAUCGGGCCCGUGAACGUGGCCCAUCUGCCAACAAUGUCCGUGGGGUUUCUAGAUAUGGUUACUCCGAACCAUCCGGGCGACCAAGAAGCUGCGUUCGGUGAAUUGGUGGCUCUGCGGAGGUGCACCGGUCUGAAAACGCUAUCCACACAUUCGGGCGUGUAGAACCGAGCCCUGACUCAGAUGCACUAUACGUCGGCCAACGCCAAGUUCGUCCAGCACAUAAUGCGCCGGGUUGCCGCCGGCCUGGAGCGCAUCGAUUGGCUGGAAGAGAUUCGCUUCAAGGUCCGCCUUGUCACCGUCGUGCCUGAGCUGUUGGAGUUAAUGGAGACCUUUAAUAAAUGGAAAGUGGUGCGGGUUACGGAGACGAACGGUUAAGCUAGGAGGCGAUUCGAGCUCAAAGACUAAGAUGGA
Chaetomium fimeti is the source of this 832-nucleotide messenger RNA. RefSeq lists its product as uncharacterized. The transcript has a single exon. Bases 131 to 583 code for a protein of 150 amino acids. NCBI's taxonomy places the organism in Eukaryota, Fungi, Ascomycota, Sordariomycetes, Sordariales, Chaetomiaceae. The record is from RefSeq and is a predicted model, not a curated record.